Molecule: messenger RNA, 1143 nt
Organism: Brassica oleracea var. oleracea
Lineage: Eukaryota; Viridiplantae; Streptophyta; Magnoliopsida; Brassicales; Brassicaceae
Exons: 2
Coding region: 1-1143 (380 amino acids)
Molecular function (GO): RNA-DNA hybrid ribonuclease activity; nucleic acid binding
Source: RefSeq, a predicted model, not a curated record
AUGACCGAACCAGAAACGCGGUACCCAACCUUGGAGAAGAUGGCUCUCGCCGUCGUUACCUCGGCGAGAAAACUCAGGCCCUACUUUCAAUCACAUACGAUCGAAAUACUCUCCAACCAGCCCCUCAGAACGGUGAUGCAAAACACAAACCAGCCAGGAAGAUUGACCAAGUGGGCUAUGGAACUCAGCGAGCACGACAUUGUAUACAAGAACCAUGGUUCGUCUACAAACAAAGGUUCGGGGGCAGGUGUCCAACUGCAGUCUCCCACGGGGGAGCUAGUUCGACAAUCGUUCAGCUUUGGCUUCGCAGCAUCAAACAACGAAGCCGAAUACGAGUCUCUCAUUGCGGGGCUUCGUCUCGCUAAAGCAGUCAAAGCUAAGCGAAUCAUCGUAUAUUGCGACUCCCAACUCGUGGUAACCCAAUAUCUUGGUGAUUACGACGUCAGGAAUGAUAGGAUGGAAGCUUACUUAAAGCUCGUCAAGAAUCUCACACGGGAUUUCGAGUUCUUCGAAAUCACGAAGGUUCCUCGCGAAGAAAACAUAUGCGCGGACGCCCUCGAAGCUCUUGGAAGCAAACUGCACGACCAAGUAAAGAGAACGAUCUCAAUACACAGGAUUGAGAAGCCAAGCAUCAGCCAAAUAACCGAGCAGUUGACCAUUGUAGCAUCCGUCACCGACGCAAUGCAUACCGAUGAAGCAGAACCUUGCGCAACGGAAAGUCAGCUCAGCGAUUGGCAAGAGGAGUUCAUCGCUUACCUAUCCGACGGCAAAGUGCCUACCGAGAAGUGGGAGGCUAGACGACUCAAGCGACGCAGCGCACACUACGUCGUCAUGAACGGAGACCUCCAUCGAUGGACCGCGACAAAGUUACUCCUUAAAUGCAUUUCCGGCGACGAAACAAGACUCGUCAUGGCCGAAACGCACGAAGGAGCGGUGGGCAAUCAUUCAGGAGGGCGAGCUCUCGCAUUAAAAGUGAAGAAUCUCAAUUUCUACUGGCCAACCAUGAACGCAGAUUGUGAGUCCUACGUCUGUAAAUGUGACAAAUGCCAACGACACGCUUCAACCAUCUACAGCCCAACGGAGUUGCUCCAUACCUUGACUGCACCAUACCCAUUCAUGCGAUGGGGAAUGGACAUUAUUUGA